Messenger RNA from Aspergillus homomorphus CBS 101889, 975 nucleotides. RefSeq lists its product as uncharacterized. The transcript has a single exon. The record is from RefSeq and is a predicted model, not a curated record. NCBI's taxonomy places the organism in Eukaryota, Fungi, Ascomycota, Eurotiomycetes, Eurotiales, Aspergillaceae. Bases 1 to 975 code for a protein of 324 amino acids.
AUGGCGGCUCAGAUACGAUUCCAUAAUGGCGGGAAUCGCAAACCCUACGUCCCCAACCCGCUGUUUCGAGGGCAGGCCGCCAAAAGAGGCGGGUGCGGGGGCGGUAGAAAUGGUUCGGGCAACAACAACGACCGGGGCGGUGGUAGAGGCGGGUUCAAUAAUAAUAACAACAGAGGAGAAGGUGGUGGUGGUGGUGGUCGCGGUGGUCGCGGUCAUGACAAUAACAAAGGUGGCGGUGGUCGAGGUGGAUUCAACAACAACCACGAUAAGAACAAAAACAGAAACAAAAAUGACAAGAACGAUAAGAACAAUAAACGGCAGAGAAAAGGGAAAUGGGGUCCCCCACUCCCCGACCCCAGCGAAUUCGACCAGCGUACGGCCAAACCACCGGAGAAUUGGGGCUUCGUCAGCAGUAAGGCCCCUGAGCCCGAGGAUAUUUUGAUGGAGGAUGCUCCUCCGCUGGAGUAUUCGGAUACCAGCAUGGGAGGCCUGUCGGAUGGCAGCGAGUCGGAUACCUCGACGGCGAGCUCUUCGGAUUCAGAUACUCCGGGGAGAGGACAUGCUGGUCCGGGUGCCUCGAAGAAAGGACGUUCUGGUUCGGGUCCUGCGAAGGGGGGACGUUCUGUUCCAGAUACUUCAAAGGAGAAACAAUCUGCUCCAAGGAUUCCGACGAGGAAAGAACAACCUGUACCAGACACCUCGAAAGAUGAACAAUUCGAACCUAUCUCAUAUACCACGACAAAGGAAGACCGCUCCAGCCCAGGUGCCCCAGAAGACGAACGCUCUUAUUCAAGUGCCUCGGUCAGUGAAAACUCGGAUUCAGAUACGGAUACCUCGGUCAGCGAAAACUCGAGUUCAGCUACAGAUGUCUCAAUAGGUGAAUCCUCCGACUCAGAUACGGACGCCUCGUUCAGCGAGCCCUCGGGGUCAGAAGACUCCAUGAGGAGUCAAUCGGACGCGGAUCUGGACGGAUGA